Miscanthus lutarioriparius is the source of this 1644-nucleotide messenger RNA. NCBI's taxonomy places the organism in Eukaryota, Viridiplantae, Streptophyta, Magnoliopsida, Poales, Poaceae. The record is from the annotation of a GenBank genome assembly.
AUGGCGGCGCCGUCGCUGUGGCAGCUGGAGGACGCGGUCAUCGCGAGGCUCCGCAGCUGCGCCACGUUCGGGGACCUCCUCCGAGCGCACGGCCUCGCCGUGCGGCUGUGCCUCUCCCAGAGCAGCUACGUCGCCACCCAGAUCGUGCACAUCUGCAACGGCCACGGCCGCGCCGCGCACGCCGCGCGGGUUUUCGCCCAGGUCCCCGCCCCGAACCUCCACCUCCACAACGCCAUGAUCAAGGCCUACGCGCAGAACAACCUCCACCGCGACGCGGUCGAGGUCUACGUCCGCAUGCUCAGGUGCCUCCCGCACCCUUCUUCGAGCGGUGGCUUCUCCGUCGGCGACCGGUUCACGUACCCGUUCCUCCUCAAGGCCUGCGGCGGUCUUGCGGUUUCUCAGCUCGGCAGGCAGGUGCACGCGCACGUGGCGAGGUCUGGGUGCGAGUCACACGCCAUCGUACAGAACUCCCUGAUCGAGAUGUAUACGCGCUGCGGGGAUUUGCCGCUCGCACGCAAGGUGUUCGAUGGAAUGCGGGAGAAGGACGUGGUCUCCUGGAACACGCUCAUCUCUGCGCACGCGAGAAUGGGGCAGAUGAGGAAGGCAAAGGAAUUGUUCCAUUCGAUGCCUGACAAGACGGUGGUUUCCUGGACCGCCUUGGUGUCUGGAUACACCGCGGUUGGGGACUUCACAGGUGCAGUCGAGGUGUUCAGGCUGAUGCAGAUGGAAGGAUUCGAACCAGAUGACGUGAGCAUCGUCGCGGUGCUGCCGGCCUGUGCCCAACUUGGUGCCCUGGAGCUUGGCCGGUGGAUAUAUGCUUACUGCAACAAGCACGGCAUGCUGGGAAAGAUAUACAUUUGCAACGCGCUGAUGGAGAUGUACGCAAAGUGCGGGUGCAUCGAGGAAGCCCUGCAGCUGUUCCAUGGCAUGUCCGAGAAGGAUGUCAUCUCAUGGAGCACAGCAAUUGGUGGCCUCGCGGCACACGGGAGAGCACGCGAGGCUGUCAGGCUGUUUGAGGUGAUGGAUAGAGAAGGAAGGGUGAUGCCAAAUGGCAUCACAUUCGUGGGGCUCUUGUCGGCCUGCUCCCACGCUGGGCUCCUGGACGAAGGCCUGCGCUACUUCGAUCGAAUGAAGGAAGAUUAUGGUGUGGAACCCGGCGUCGAGCACUACGGCUGCGUCGUCGACCUCCUCGGCCGGUCAGGUCGAAUCCAACGCGCGCUCGACACCAUACGAGGCAUGCCGAUCCCUCCAGAUGGCAAGAUAUGGGGGUCGCUGCUCAGCGCGUGCCGCAGCCACGGCGACGUCGACACAGCCGCGGUGGCGGCCGAGCGGCUCGUUGAGCUGGAGCCAGGGGAUGUGGGCAACCUUCUCAUGCUGGCCAACGUGUAUGCCGCUGCGGGCCGGUGGGGCGACGUGGCGAGUACGAGGAAGGAGAUACGGAGACGGAGCACGAGGAAGACGCCUGGGUGCAGCAUGAUCGAGGUGGACAACGUGGUGCGUGAGUUCGUCGCCGGGGAGGACCUGGGGCCUGAGUUGGGAAGCAUUGCUGCUGUACUGGAUAUCCUGGCGUCGCAGCUUGCCAAUGAUGAAGAAUUAGUUGAUUCAGAUUGUGGGGGUGAUGCGAAUGUGUUUGGUAGUGGGUAG